Molecule: messenger RNA, 2493 nt
Organism: Emericellopsis cladophorae
Lineage: Eukaryota; Fungi; Ascomycota; Sordariomycetes; Hypocreales; Bionectriaceae
Exons: 3
Coding region: 1-2493 (830 amino acids)
Molecular function (GO): protein binding
Source: RefSeq, a predicted model, not a curated record
AUGGAGUACACAUAUGCCCAGCCUGGCUACCGCCAGACAUAUCAGGAAAUGCGACAGAAGCCGGCCCCCAGAGACACAUUCUUCAGUUUAAAGCAUGAAACCGUCGAUCAGCGGCCAGUUUCAGUUGCCACUGAGUUUGUCGAUACUGAUUGGGACGAGGAGGUUAUGAGUGACGUGGAGGACAACUCGCCGCGCAUCAGUCUGCAAUCUGCUGGCCAGCCAAGCUUCACCACGCAGUCAUCAUGGGAUGAGGUUCCUACGCCGAGAUCUAGCCAGGAUGCGUACAUGGCAUCGCACAAGACCAUUGAGGGGCCUCGGGGACCACAUCUGUUCGGCAACUCCAUCGAGGAUGACUUUAACGAGCAUGAUAUGAUUUUGACAAUGUCCCCGAUGACGCCAAAAGCUCCGAGCCAUGUACCCGAUUUCUUCUACACGUCUUCUGAGAAGCCGCCUCCUUUGCGGAACAGCCCCUUUCAGUACACUAGCGAGGAACUCGACACAUCGAACCUGGUUGAAUGGACACCGGAAAUGGUGGCGCAGUCCAUGCUCAAUGCUGGCAUUGAGGUUCCAGUAGCUGAUCGCUUCAUCGAGAACGACAUCAACGGAGCCAUUCUCAUCACCCUCAAGUUUGAGGAUCUGCGUGAACUCGAUAUCUCUUCGUUUGGCAUUCGGACUCGCGUGUGGCACCAGAUUCAAGCACUCCACGACAGCCGACCUGCGUCUCCCAGGGCUCCCACGCCGAUCGAAGACGCGCCCAGUCGUGAAGCCCGAAGGGAGCUCAGGGACCAGGACCGCACCGAGUUGUCUCGCGGCGCGAGCAGGCGGCGAGUGCGCAAGCAGCCCUCGGCGAACGACAGUAUCGCUCCUGGCGAGUCUGUCUCCAUCAUCGGGAUUGAGCAGGUUAUUCCCAAACCCCAUGUCUGCUCCAAGGGUGAGAACUGCUCCAAGUUCCGGAAGCAGGCACGCUUGAUAGAGCGAUUCCAGAAGAUGAACCCAAAUGUCGACGUCCAUGCUGCCGCUGGUACUGUCAUGAUCGCAGGCGACGCAGGAAACCCCGAGACAGCCCAGGCCCUCAAUCCCAAUGAGUUCCAUCGCCCAAUGUCGGAUGCUGUCCCUUCUGUCGUCGCGUCGUCCGAUGUCAUGGGCACCCACGGCAUGGCACCUCUGCAGUAUCUACAGGAGGCUACCUUGCGCAGCGUGCAGGAGCGCGACCCCCAGGACAACGUGCGACACUUUUUGCGUUUCCAAAAGGCUGACGCCAAUGAGGUGCCCCCUACGCCCCCUUAUGAGAUGGGCAACAACGGCGCACCUCACCAAGGCCUUCGGCGGCUACCAAAGCUGACGAUCCCUGGCACGAACACAUCGCAGUCCCCUAACCGCCCUCAACCACCGCGAGCCGCGACGGUCCCUCCACCUACGCAGCAGCAGAAGCAACGUUCGCCUCAGCGGCAGCAGCGCUACAGCCACCAGUCGCCCCUCUCCCAGUCCAUCCACCAGUCUCCCGAGGAGGAGCAGUUCCAGCCUUACUCCAUGGACAAGGCUGACCCCCGUUCUCCCGAUCUGGAGACAUCUCGCAAUCCUUAUAGAUUCGGUACUCCUUUCUCAGAGAUGGACGUUCCCGUCACUGCUGUUGCCCUGGGCCCAGUCGCACGUGAUGCUUCGCAGUCGGUGCCUCCCGACAUGAACUAUCACCACUCGAUGAACAUGAGCAACCCUGUUCCCCGUGCUCAGUCACGCUCUUCGCGCAGGCCGUCCUUCCCCGUCAUGCCUGCGCUUGACGAGAACAGGCCCAUCCGUGCUAUCUCAAAGACACCCUCGCCUCAGGCCCCAUCACCACCCAGACAGUCCGUGCGGCCACAACCGCAGCAGCCUCUACAAGCACCCCCACGGGUCAACUACCCCUGGUCUCCUGUCGAGCGUCCCAGCUUUGAGAAGGCCAUCCCUCCCUCAUCUGCGUUCCAGAUUGGUGAUGCCUCUUCGGUGUCAACCGCUUCCUCCAACGGGGUCUCCUACCAGGGACCCAUGAAGAAGCGCAAGACCAAGCUCCUGCGCCACGAGUGGCAAGACGGGUACUUCUCCAUCAAGGGGACCCGUCUCAACAUGCACAAGGACGCGCAGCACAUUGACCGUACCCUUGAGUAUGUGGACAUUGAUGACUACGCCAUUGCUUGCUCCAGCGUAGCGUCUACAUCCAAGUUGUCAGCUGCCUUCAAGAGGGUCAACAUCUCCCACAACCGCGAGAAGAGUGACCCUGGCGCGUUCCAGUUCCAGCUCAUCCCUCAAGACAAGAACACCGCUCGCCUUCGCAAGCGCGACAGUGCCUUGCCGUCACAGAUCCCUGUCGAGGGCGUCAACGGCACGGGGAAGACGCACCACUUCGCCGUGAAGAACCGCGACGAGCGCAUCGACUGGAUGCGAGAGCUCAUGCUCGCCAAGGCCCUCAAGCAAAAGGGCGAGGGCUUCGAGGUCAGCGUCAACGGCAGCAUGAUCUAG